Messenger RNA from Stomoxys calcitrans (stable fly), 2097 nucleotides. RefSeq lists its product as uncharacterized. The transcript is spliced from 2 exons. Gene Ontology annotation, biological process: DNA integration. NCBI's taxonomy places the organism in Eukaryota, Metazoa, Arthropoda, Insecta, Diptera, Muscidae. Gene Ontology annotation, molecular function: nucleic acid binding. The record is from RefSeq and is a predicted model, not a curated record. The coding region runs from base 99 to 1073 and encodes 324 amino acids.
CCGAGUUUUAUAUAUCCCGCCUUAAACCAAGAGUGAAGGCCAUCAUUCGUAAAUGUAAAGUUUGCACAGUUUUUAAGGGGAGAUCAUGUUCCCAGAUCAUGGCACCACUGCCAGAAGACAGGUGUACAAUUACACCACCAUUUCAUGUAACUGGACUCGAUUUCGCGGGUCCUUUUGAGCUGAAAACUUCCCAUUUGCGAAAGGCACCACUAGUGAAGGGGUACGUAUCGGUGUUUGUGUGCUUCUCUACGAAGGCACUUCACUUGGAGCCAUGUUCGGAUUUGUCAUCCGCAGCAUUUGAGGCUACUUUCGCUAGAUUUGUUGGUAGGCGAGGACUACCCAAGAGGGUAGUAUCUGAUAAUGGACGGAAUUUUGUAGGGGCUAGUAGGAUUCUAUUAAGAGAAUUCUCUAAAUUUAUUAAAGGCACUUCAAGGGACAUAGCGGAUAAAUACAUUACUCACGGCUUUGAAUGGAGCUUCAUUCCUCCUCAUGCACCUCAUAUGGGCGGUCUCUGGGAGGCCGCCGUUAAAAGUUUUAAACAUCAUUUUAAGAGGGUCGCUGGGUCGCACAAAUUUACAUAUGAGCAAUUCGCCACGGUAUUGGCUCGAAUAGAGGGAGUCCUUAACUCCCGACCCAUUUGUGCAAUAUCAGAGGAUCCCUCUGAUCUCACUGCACUAACUCCUGGCCACUUUCUGAGGGGUGCCCCCAUGCUGGCACUGCCGGAACCUCUUUCACAAGACAUGCCAGUCCUGAAUAGAUGGGUCAAACUUAAGGCUUUGCAUCAUCAGUUCUCUGUUCAAUGGAAAGAGGACUAUCUGAAGUCACUACAAAAGCGGUAUAAGUGGAAGGAACCAAGUCCGGGGGUAAAGGUAGGCGACUUAGUGGUAGUAAUAGACGACCUACUUCCACCGAACGAAUGGCGAUUAGGACGUAUCGAGGAAACUCACCCAGGCCACGAUGGCCAAAUUCGUAUAGUGGAUGUUCGCACUGCGACUGGCUUGAUUACACGGCCUAUAGUAAAAUUAUGCCACUUACCUUACCUGAGCGGACAAUCCACUGAUCAGCAAAACUAAAAUCUUAAUCUCAAUUUUGUCAUCUUCGAAUUGAACGUUUUCCAUAUAUGUGGAAAUCAAUUCCAAAUUAACCAAUCUCUGAAUUUAUAUAUUUACAGACCUGUUAGCAACAAACCUGGUUCAAAUGUGUAUCGGUGUGUGUUAUGCAAAGGCUACCAUAGCAUUCGGUUAUGUCGCAGGUUCAUAAAAAUGACGCCACUAGAUAGAAGCCGCACGGUAAGGCAGCACAAGUACUGUAUCAACUGCUUGGCUAAAAGCCAUAUGGUAUCAGACUGCACGUCCAAAAACAAAUGUCGGAAGUGCCGUAACUGUCACCAUACCUUGCUACACCCACAAAACAACGUUGUAUACUCGCAUGCCAAAAAUAGAAAAGUUGUCCAACAACAAAAUUCGGAUAAAAGAGUCCAGUCGUGCACCAACCCAAGACGGCAGAAAAAGAAAGGGAAAGCUAAUCAAGCAACUCCAUCUUCAGACGAUGUGCGAGGUCAAAGGCCAUCAUUCAACAACACUGCAUCACCAUCUAUUAACCAACACAUAUUGUCAGAUGCGAUUCGAUCUUUGGCUUCUGUUCUCUGCGCUGUCCAUAACCCUGACCAUAACAAUGCCAACAUCUAGGCCGGGCGCCAUGUAUAAACUCAAAGUUUAUACUUAUUUUUUUAUAUUCUUAUGAAAUACUAGUUUUAAAAUCAUGAAUUCGUAGUCAAAAAAAAAAACACAUGAAUUGUAACGGUUGGAAAGGCACUGAAUUUAACGUAACAAAAUACAAAUGUCAUGAAAAUGUACUAAAAAAAAGAUACAAAUGCCGAUACUCGAAGGCUUCUUGGCGGGCUUAAAUAGCUAAGCUCGGCCACUUCGUCAGCAGCAGCAAUCGAGUCAGCAAUAAAUUGUCUCCUAGUGAGAACUGUGAGUCUGUGAUCCCACAAAUACAGUCCACAACCAGUUGAUGGAACAACUUGGAUAACAUCCAAACCAUCCACAACUCUCAUCGCAUUGGAACGGCCCCAUACGUGCUGGACGUCUCCCC